CGGGGCUGAGGGGAGCCGCGUUCACCCGGCGGUUCGCGUCCGAGCAGGGUCGCGGGCCGGGUCGUGGAGCUUGAGGGCGGGGGACGAGCUGUGCGCGGCAGAGGACCGGCUCAUGGCGGAGAGUUUUCAGAAGAAAGUGACUGACUCCCCUGACACAAUGCUUAGUAAUGGGUUGAACAACAGAUACCGUGUGUUGGAAGUCAGUGUAAUACAAAGAAAUGGAAGUGACCCUGAGAAACACUUGACGAUUACAGCAUCUCAGUCACUGGAAGAUAAAGAGCUGUGCAUUCUUAGGAAUGGCUGGGAGUCUGUUCCGGUUGUUCCAGGAGACAUCAUUCACUUAGAAGGGGAGUGUAGCUCUGGUACCUGGGUCAUAAAUGAACAGUCUGGAUACCUGGUACUUUACCCAGAUCUGCUGCUUUCUGGCACUACGAUAUCAAAUAGUAUUCGAUGUAUGAGAAGAGCAGUACUGAGUGAAAGGUUUAGGGGCUCAGAUUCUGGUUCGCGCCAAACACUCGUUGGUACAAUUCUUCAUGAAAUUUUCCAGCAAUCUGUAACGAAUAACUUGGCACGAGAAAAAGUAGAAGAACUAGCAAAUAAAAUUGUGUAUGGACAAAAGUAUCUCAAAGAAAUGUAUCACUUAAAUGUGAAACAAACAGAAGUAAUGCAGGAAGUGGAAGAAUAUUUGCCGUCGUUUUUCAAAUGGGUGGAAGACUUCAUGCAUAAUCCAGCUAACCAAAAUAAAAUGCAACUAAAACUGUCAAGUAGUGAAAAACCAGAAGAUUUCUCUUCGAAGGUAGAGAUUGUGGAUAUCUUAGACAUUGAAGAGAAUAUCUGGUCUCCCAGGUUUGGGUUGAAGGGAAAGAUUGAUGUUACAGCCAGGGUGAAAAUCCAUCGCCGGUCUGGAGUACAGUCUAGGAUAAUGCCGUUAGAGCUCAAAUCUGGCAAGGAAUCUAAUUCCAUAGAGCACAGAAGUCAGGUUAUUCUGUAUACAUUGUUGAAUUUAGAACGGAGAGUAGAUCCUGAAGCUGGAUUUCUUCUUUAUCUUAAAACUGGUACUAUGUACCCUGUUUCUGGAGCUCGCAUGGACCGAAGAGAAUUAAUGAUGUUAAGAAACCACGUGGCCUUCUACUUAACGCAUAGUACAUAUAAAUCUGCUGUGGGAAGACAGCAUUCACAGCUUGCUGCUUUGCCACCUGUAAUUGAUGACAGUCAAGCCUGUAAAUAUUGCUCCCAAAUACACAAUUGCUUUCUAUACAGCAGAGCUGUAGAACAAAAGAUGGCCAGUGUGUCUCUUCCUCCUGCUAUGGUACCUAUUAUUGAAAGAGGGACCCAGCACCUGAAACCUUCCCACUUAGAGUAUUUCAGCCUGUGGUACCUAAUGUUAACCUUGGAGCUGCAAAGUGGAGAGGGUAAAAAGGGAUAUAAAGAUAUAUGGAUGAUACCUUCUUUGGAAAGAGAGAAGGCUGGAGAUUGUGUUGGAAACCUGGUCAGAGUUAAUGAAGUGCAGGAAAUUUCUGACGGACAGUAUCUACAUUUUUUCCAACGUAGAAAUGGUGCCAUACCUAGAACAAACCUGUUGGUUGGUGAUCGAGUGGUUGUGAGUGGACAGGAAAAUGGUUUACUUGGUUUGGCUACUGGCUAUGUUAGAGAAGUCAGUGUGACAAAAGUCUCCUGUUUGUUGAGCAGGAAUUUGUCAAAGCUCCCCAAGAACACCAUAUUUAGGUUGGAUCACGAAGAAGGAGAUUUUGGUAUAGGAGUCCCUUUUGAAAACCUUUCGAAAUUGAUGAAAGAUUCCCCAGUCAGUGAAAGACUCCGCAACUUGAUAAUUGACUUCCACAAACCACGUUUUAUUCAGCAUUUGAGCUCUGUCCUUCCUCCAGAAGCAAAGGAAACUGUUGCAAAUAUUUUAAAGGGUCUAAAUAAGCCUCAGAAACAGGCAAUGAAACAAGUGCUACUUUCAAAAGACUACACGCUUAUUGUGGGUAUGCCUGGAACAGGAAAAACUACUACGAUAUGCGCGCUAGUGAGAAUUCUUUCUGCUUGUGGCUUCAGUGUUCUUCUGACUAGUUUUACACACACUGCUGUGGACAAUAUCCUGCUAAAGCUAGCCAAAUUCAAAGUUGGUUUCUUGCGCUUGGGGCGAGCUCAGAAGGUUCAUCCAGAUAUACAGAAAUUUACAGAAGAAGAAAUUUGCAGGUCCAAAUCAAUUAAAUCUGUAACAGAAUUGGAAGAAGUCUAUAACAGUCAGCCAGUGGUAGCAACGUCUUGCAUGGGAGUAAAUCACCCCAUCUUUGUUCAGAAGCAGUUUGAUUUCUGUAUAGUUGAUGAAGCUUCCCAAAUAAGCCAGCUCAUCUGCCUGGGCCCCCUGUUCUGCUCCAAAAGGUUUGUGCUGGUAGGGGAUCAUCAGCAGCUGCCUCCGCUUGUACUCAAUACAGAAGCAAGAGAUCUUGGCAUGAGUGAAAGCUUAUUUAAAAGGUUGGAACAAAACCAAAAUGCUGUUGUCCAAUUAACUGUGCAAUACAGAAUGAAUAGUAAAAUAAUGUCACUGAGUAACAUGUUAGUGUAUGAAGGCAAACUGGAAUGUGGCUCAGAGAAGGUGUCGAAUGCCACUGUUAACUUGCCCAACCUAAAAAAAUUGAAACUGGAACUUGCAGAUGCUUCAAAAACAUGGUUGAAAGAAGUACUUGAUCCAGACACACCUGUGUGUUUUCUGAAUACAGAGAAGGUCCCAGCACCAGAACAUGCAGAAAAAGGUGGUGUAAGUAAUGUGACAGAAGCUAAACUAGUACUCUUCCUCACAUCCUUAUUUAUUAAGGCUGGCUGUAAGCCUUCAGACAUCGGCAUUAUAUCACCAUACAGACAUCAAUUAAAAACAAUCACUGAUUUGAUGGCAAAAUUGAAGGAGAACAGGGUGGAAGUCAACACAGUAGACAAAUACCAAGGAAGAGACAAAAGUAUCAUAAUUGUAUCUUUUGUUAGGAACAGUAAUGAUGAAAAUCUUGGCACCCUCCUGAAGGACUGGCGACGUCUUAAUGUUGCUAUCACAAGAGCCAAACACAAACUAAUCAUGGUGGGCUGUGUUCCAUCCCUGUGCCGCUAUCCUCCUUUAGAGAAGCUACUCUGCUAUUUGCAGUCUGAGGCGAUGAUCUUCAGUCUUCCAGCAGGGGCUCAUGAAAGUAUCCACAAGUGUAACAUUUUAUGAUUGUGAAGAUGGAAGAGUUUUACAGGCAUUCGUGUAUUUUAUUCUGGUGCUGCUUAAUGUAAAUAACUGGUUAGUGGGGUAUGAGCGCUGAUGUGCACUGUUUAAUCUGAAUGAAACCAAAACAGAAAUCACAUUCAAUUAUUUUAAAGGUUUCCUUUCAGUAAAAUAACAGCACGCAUUUCUUUAAUAAGCUGGUCAUUUUGGUACCAGCGUACUUGUAACAAACCAGUAAUAUGAAGUAUUCUGUUCCUUCAGAUACUGGAUAGCUACUUCUAUAUUCGUUUUUAUCUUGAUAAACAUUAUCUGCAUAAGUGAAUGGGGAAGCACUUGAGGAGGAGCGGGGAGUAAACCAAUGCUGCACCGAGUCAUAGUUCUCUGCGCUCAGUUUGGUUUUAAAGACUUUAAAAUGUAGUUUACAUACGGUAAUUCCAUUUAUUAGAAUUCCUAAUUAAGAAGCUGUGUUGUACUGUUUGGAAAAAAAAAAAUGAGGAAAAACUUCUUUCUCUUCUUUAAAGCCUCAUGUUUUUCUUUAGCUUCUGUUUUUUUUUAAAUACUAAGGUCUUUUAUAUUUAUAUACAUAAUGUGGCUAAUCUCUCGUAUGAAGAUCCCUUGAUGACUUUUCUAAUCUCUUGAUUUUGCGUACACCUGGGAGAAAUGUGAUGUUGAUUCACUUAAUUCCCUUUUAUGAACUAAUGUAUUUAGCAGAUAAAUCUGAAGUGAAAUGCUGCCCAGUUGAAGAUCAUGGUAAAACUCUAGUUUCAGUUUAUCUGAUCUGUAGUCUUUUCUUAAAAAAAAAAAAAAAAAAAAUUCCCAAGAAACAAAACUAGAGAUGCAGCUUGAUGAUUAAGAAGUUUACAUGCUCAGGUUCUAUUUUUAGUAAAGAUGGUAGUAUAUGUACGAUACAAAAUAUCCCUUACUUGACAGAUCUGUUGUUGUUUCUUUAUACUACCUCAUACUCUAAACUAUUACUGAGAAGCUUCUUUCCAAGAUUGCUGGUGGAAACAUCAAUUUUUUUCAUUCUUCAAAAUCAUUAGUAUUUGUUUUCUCUUGGAUCAAUGUCAAGUAGUUGUGUGCAUAUAGUUGCAGGCAAACUUCUAGAUAGCUAACAUGGGCAUUUUCACUCUUUUUUUAAACUGCUCCCUAACUUUUGUAAUGUUUGAAAUUAAUAAAAAUUUGAUGUUGGUUUUGU
Aquila chrysaetos chrysaetos is the source of this 4394-nucleotide messenger RNA. It is a transcript of the gene DNA2, whose product is annotated as DNA replication helicase/nuclease 2. Gene Ontology annotation, biological process: replication fork reversal. The coding region runs from base 113 to 3205 and encodes 1030 amino acids. NCBI's taxonomy places the organism in Eukaryota, Metazoa, Chordata, Aves, Accipitriformes, Accipitridae. The record is from RefSeq and is a predicted model, not a curated record. Gene Ontology annotation, cellular component: cytoplasm. The transcript has 21 exons. Gene Ontology annotation, molecular function: single-stranded DNA helicase activity; 5'-flap endonuclease activity.